CGCCUGGGUCCUCCUCGCCCGCCCCGCCCGCCGCUUCUUCGCCUCCCGCCCAUGUUCAGGGAACGCGGGCUGGCAGCCGACCCUCAGCCGCCGUUUCCUCUUCUUCCUUCCGGCCCCGGGAGUCGACUCGGCCGCCGACCGGCCCGAGAGCCGCCCCCGCUGCCGUUGCUUUUGCCUCCGCCAUGGCUGAGCUGGGACAGGAGGUGGUCCACCUGGUGUGGGGCAAGAAGCCCGGCGCUCACGGCCUGGCAGACACCAUCUUCUGUCGCUGGGCACAAGGGUUUGUGUUCAGUGAGUCAGAACCUACUGCACUAGAACAAUUUGAAGGAGGCCCUUGUGCUGUUAUUGCGCCUGUCCAGGCAUACCUUCUAACGAAGCUUUUUACUUGUGAAAAAUCUACCUGGAGACAAUGUCAAGAAGAAGAGCAGAAGAAUCUCCUCUGUCAUACACUGUGUGAUAUUUUGGAACUGGCUUGCUCUGAUCAUUCAGAAUCAUACUGUUUGGCAACAUGGCAAAGAGGAAAGACAGCUGAAGAAACUGCUAGUAUUUCUGAGAGCCCAGCUGAAGCGAGCCGACAAGAGGAGCAGCCCUCUGCCUUGGCUGUCGAAGAGCUUGGCUUUGAGCGAUUUCAUGCAUUAAUUCACAAGCAAUCAUUCUCAAGUUUUCCUGAUUUCAAAGAUGCAGUUUGGAAUCAUUAUUCAGUCUGGACAAACAAAUUUGGAGUAUUGCUUUUUCUGUAUUCUGUGAUACUGGCAAAGGGUAUUGAAAACAUAAAAAAUGAAAUUGAAGAUUCAACGGAACCACUGAUAGAUCCUAUUUAUGGUCAUGGAAGCCAAAGCUUAAUUAACCUCCUGUUAACGGGCCAUGCAGUUUCAAACGUCUGGGAUGGAGACAGGGAAUGCUCAGGAAUGAAACUGCUUGGAAUACAUAAGCAAGCAACAGUUGGGUUCUUGACACUUAUGGAAUCUCUAAGGUACUGUAAGGUUGGUUCCUAUUUGAAGUCCCCCAAAUUCCCUAUUUGGAUACUUGGCAGUGAAACUCAUCUCACGGUCUUUUUUGCCAAGGAUUUGGCUCUUGUGGCUCCUGAAGCCCCUUCGGAACAAGCCAGGAGAGUCUUUCAGACAUAUGACCCUGAAGAUAAUGGCUUUAUACCAGAUACACUUUUAGAAGAUGUAAUGAAGGCUUUAGAUCUUGUGUCAGAUACUGAAUAUGUCAAUCUCAUGAAGACCAAAUUAGAUCCAGAGGGACUAGGAAUUAUAUUACUAGGUCCAUUUCUUCAAGAAUUUUUCCCUGAACAGGACUCCAAGGUUCAAGAAUCAUUCCCCGUAUACCACUACAAUGGAUUGAAGCAAUCGAAUUAUAAUGAAAAGGUCAUGUAUGUUGAAGGCACAGCGGUGAUUAUGGGCUUUGAAGACCCUAUGCUACAGACUGAUGAUACUCCAAUCAAGCGCUGUUUGCAGACCAAAUGGCCAUACAUAGAACUCCUCUGGACCACAGAUCGAUCCCCUUCAUUAAAUUGACAUUGAAAGAAGACCUUGUACUGUUAUCCAAUGUUGGAAGGGGUUGGGUAGGCAGCUACCUGUAUUUUAAAACAAAACCCUGUACUUCAGCUGUGUGGCUAUACACUGGUAUCACUGAGAAACUGUAAAUAAACACUUUUUCAGUGUUAAUUUAGAUUUUUUUAAAAAACUGGAUUUAUUUGUAUUAUAUCAGCUAGUUCUUUUUUACCCAUUCUACUACAGUUAAAAUGCAGAUUCUCACCCGGAAGCCUCUCUGAUCAGCCAAAAGCCUGAAGGAUGGUUUAGCACUGCAACAUCUGUGUAUUAGGUGAAAUUUGUCUUAAAUACCAUAGUAUUCACUUGUUUACACAUCUGGCCAUAUAUUUCAUUUGAACGAUGCUGCCUUAGGACACACUUUGCAAGGGCAUCAUUCCCUUCCAGUGGGCCCAGUGACAAUGAAAGGGAGCUUGCAGAAGAAUUGGUGUUCUUGUGCAGUCCCCAUUCAUUUCACUGGAGAUUGUUCUGGAGAACUUCCCGGUGGGUGGUGUGCCCCUAAGCGCUAUCAGGACUAGAUUGGCAUUUGCACUGAAUAGUUUCAAUGAGUUAAGUUUCUGCUGUUGCUUUUUUUUCCCUUCUAGAAAUCGACAUGGCUUUGCACAAAUGGGGCCAAAAUUAUAAAUCUUAAAAUAUAUAAAUGAUGAAUGCUAUUUAUUGGCAGUUAUAUUUUUUCCCCCUGGGCUUACUGAAAGUGGAAGGAUUUAAAAAGGAUAUUAAUAUUUGAAGCUGUAUAAAGGAAAUGUAAAAAACUUAACAGCAAAGAGAAUUUGUGCUAUGAUUUUUGCAGUUGUCCAUAUUAUUAUUGCCAAAUACCUCUUCUCAAUAUAUCCUAAUAAAAACAUAAGCCAGUACUAUUGUAUGUGUUACAUGCAUGAAAACAUCUGUUAUUAAAGUAGUGUAGUCAUUAUUUAUUAUCUAGCAAGGCAUAAAUAAAAAAAAA
This is a messenger RNA of Gekko japonicus, 2496 nucleotides long. RefSeq names its product family with sequence similarity 188 member A (gene MINDY3). The transcript has 15 exons. Lineage: Eukaryota; Metazoa; Chordata; Lepidosauria; Squamata; Gekkonidae. The coding region runs from base 183 to 1520 and encodes 445 amino acids. Gene Ontology annotation, biological process: protein K48-linked deubiquitination. The record is from RefSeq and is a predicted model, not a curated record. Gene Ontology annotation, molecular function: K48-linked deubiquitinase activity; cysteine-type deubiquitinase activity.